This is a messenger RNA of Symbiodinium necroappetens, 1539 nucleotides long. The record is from the annotation of a GenBank genome assembly. Lineage: Eukaryota; Dinophyceae; Suessiales; Symbiodiniaceae.
AUGGAGCAAACCAGUGGACAACAGAUGCAGGUGCGACUCGGUGCGAACAAAGCCAUGAUGCCUCCUGCGGAAGAUCCACCGGCCAGGGCGAGCUGGGUCGACAGGCAGCUGCUGCGAGAGCUGCCCAACGAAUGGCGUGUUGCCUACCUGUUCUUUGCACUGGCGCUGAUGCUCGUGCUAGGUACAGGUCUGAUGAUCAAUCCAGCGACCAUUUCCACCUUUGUGGACUCUGUGGGCGUUGAUCAGCAGCCCGUUGCGCAGACAUAUUUGCCGCUGGUACUUUUCCCCAUUCUCUUCCUCUACAACUUCCUCUGGGCAGCACUCCGAAGCCCGCAGCUUCUGGUCACUGUUGUCUGCACGGUCUAUGCCCUCGUCUAUGCUCUUAUUGCAGUACGAUCCUUGAUGCGGCCACAUAUCGAGCCGUGGCUUGCUUGGAUAUUGUUUUAUGCCACGAACACGAAGUCGGUCUUGUUCCCGGUGAUGCUUUGGAGCGUCAUGAACGACCUCUCCUCCACGCAGUAUUCGAAGGUAGCAUAUCCUGCGUUGGUCUUCGCCGGACAAGUCGGCGGUCUCGCAGGCUCGUUGUACGCCACCUUCGUGCAUCGGGUCGGCGGGACUUCCGGUCUACUAGUGGUCCAGGCAGUCGCGCUGGUGAUCAUUGCAGCGUUGGUUUGGUUUGCUUGCCGGCUUGCAGCAGUGGCACGACCAGACCCAGAGCCUGUGGCUGCCACCCUCGAGACCUCCCUGCAGCCGGUGGCUGGUGCAGGUGCUCUGGAAGAGGCACGGGCACCCCUGACGGGCACUGUGCACAGGAGCUGUUGUGUGGUCGGACUACGUGCGGCGGUCCGUAAAUUGUGGGAAAGCGUGGAGGGCAUUGCACUCAUUCUCUCCCGCCCGUUUGUUGCGGGAAUAUUCUGGAUCGCCUGCGCUCACCUUGUACCGCGCGUUAUUCUGGACUAUCAAGGCACGGCUCUCACGAACGAGCGGUGGCCUCGGAAGGUGGACGGGCACGUGGUGCCAGGGAACAAAGAUCGGCAGACGGCAUUCUUUGCCUGGUGCAACGUUGCCAACACGAUCGGGACAGGCUUGCUCUCUGUUUUCGGCCUUCGCAGCCUCAUCGAGCGCGGUGGCCUCCUCGUCACCCUGCUCGCGCUGCCCAUCGCCAUGGUGAUUUCGGUCCUUCUCGUGUGCUUUUACCACAACUUCUGGACAGUGCAAGCGGUCCUCGUGGUGGUCAAUGUGAUCCAGUACGCUCUGAAUGGGCCCUCCAGGGAGAUGCUUUACGUUCGCACCUCGAAGAGCAUCAAAUACAAGGCGAAGAGUUGGUCCGACAUGUACGGCAACUUCCUGCAAAAAACCAUCGGUGCCUUGAUUAACCUGCACGUCAACCGCGAGGAGGACACCUGUCAGCCGCAUUGCUUCAACCCGAUUUUCACAGGCAGCUUCACUGUCGGCUGGGUGGUUGUCUGGGCCAUCAUCGCAGGUCUCCUCGGGGUGAAGCAUGCCCAGCUAGUUCGCGAUGAUGAGGUCGUGAGCUGA